Messenger RNA from Orussus abietinus, 5069 nucleotides. RefSeq names its product very low-density lipoprotein receptor. The transcript has 12 exons. The coding region runs from base 290 to 2971 and encodes 893 amino acids. NCBI's taxonomy places the organism in Eukaryota, Metazoa, Arthropoda, Insecta, Hymenoptera, Orussidae. Gene Ontology annotation, molecular function: protein binding; calcium ion binding. The record is from RefSeq and is a predicted model, not a curated record.
CGGGAGAGAGAAACGUCGACGCACGUCGGAGCCGCACGUACCACGCGGGGCGGGCCUCUCCUCGGACGCUCUCUCGAAGCCGGUGACGCUGAACCGUGCCCGCCACCACCCUCGAGGACGUCGGCGUCCGCGCGCGUGCCGAGUGACGUCGCCCGGCCGGGGGUGCAGUCGCGGGCUCCAGGGAGAAGCAGGUACGAGCGCGUCGAACGGCGCCGAAGCGGCCAGAAGCAGCCAAGCAGCGGCCAAGCAGCGGCCGGCAGAGGGAGUCGCGAGUCGGACCGAGGGUGGCAUGGAACGCGGGAGCCGUCGGCCCAGCCUGGCAGCCCCCGUCCUCGGCGCUCUCCUCCUCGCCACCGCCAGCCUCGUCGCUGCAUUCUCCACCGACGGCACACCUGAAUGUCACUUAAGGCAGUACCAUUGCGGCAACGGCAGGUGCAUCCCAGUCUCCUGGGUAUGCGACGGCGAGGAUGACUGCGGUGACAAAUCCGACGAGAGCCCGGAAGAAUGCAAAUCGACCCAGCGGUGCACCGACUCGGAGUUCAAGUGCGCCAACGGCAGGUGCAUCCCCGACGCCUGGCACUGCGACGGCGAGAAGGACUGCGCCGAUGGCUCGGACGAGGACACCGACGUUUGCAAGAACAAGAAUUGCACGGCGGAUCAAUUCACGUGUCGGUCCGGAGGCGGGGAAUGCGUGGCGCUUUCAUGGAUGUGCGACGAAAACGAGGAUUGUACCGAUGGCUCCGACGAGGCCGAUUGCAAUGACACUUGUCGCUCGGACGAGUUCACCUGCGCCAACAAGCACUGCAUCCAGCAGCGAUGGGUCUGCGACGGGGACGACGACUGCGGGGACGGCAGCGACGAGAAGGACUGCGAGCCCGUGACCUGUCGACCCGACACGGAUUUCGCCUGCACCCAGAAUUACUGCAUCACGGCUAGAUGGAGGUGCGACGGCGACGUGGACUGCCCCGACGGGGCCGACGAGAGGAACUGCACGUCCUGGCCUUCGGGGGAGCGGUCCAGUCCCUGCGCGAAGCACGAGUUCGUCUGCGAGGACUGCACCACCUGCAUCCACCAGACUUGGGUCUGCGACGGCGACAAGGACUGCCCCGAGGGCUCCGACGAGGCGCCCGAAAGGUGUCGCAACGUCACCUGCAGGGCCGACCAGUUCCAAUGCGGCGACCGCAGCUGCAUAUCAGGUCAUCUGUACUGCGACGGGAAGGCGGAAUGCGCCGACGGAAGCGACGAGAAGAAUUGUACGGCUAAACUUGCCACCUGCGAUCUCCGGACCGAGUUUGAAUGCAGCAAGGGGUCGUGCAUUCCUCUCGAGGCAGUUUGCGACAGGAAACCCGACUGCCUUAACUGGGAAGACGAGAAGAAGGAGCUCUGUGGCGUGAACGAGUGUCAACAAAAUAAUGGCGGCUGUUCUCAGAUUUGUAUCGACAUGCCUAUCGGCUAUCGAUGCGACUGCAAGCAAGGCUAUCGACUUAUCGACAACCGUACUUGCGACGAUAUAAACGAAUGCUUGGAGCCGGGAAGCUGUUCACAAUUUUGCCUAAACGAAAAGGGCAGUUUUAAGUGCAGCUGCGCCUCGGGUUACCUGAGAGAUCCCAGAAAUUUAACGCGUUGCAAGGCAUCGGAGGGUCAUGCCAGUCUUCUCUUUGCGAGACGACACGACAUUCGCAAAGUCGCCCUGGAUCGUCAAGAAAUGACGGCGAUAGUCAACAAUACGAAAAUGGCGACAGCUCUGGACUUCGUUUUUCGCACUGGAAUGAUUUUUUGGAGCGACGUCAGCGACAAAAAGAUUUACAAAGCCCCGAUAGACGAAGGGAACGAGAGAACCGUGGUAAUCGACAACGACCUGACGACGUCGGAUGGUCUGGCCGUGGAUUGGAUUUACAGUCACAUAUACUGGACCGACGCCGAGAAGAACACCAUCGAGCUGGCCAACUUUGAGGGGAACAUGAGGAAGACCCUGAUACGAGAUCGAGUGCAGGAACCGAGGGCAAUCGCCCUAAAUCCCCUCGAGGGUUGGAUGUUCUGGACCGACUGGGGCGACGAGGCACGGAUCGAAAGGGCAGGAAUGGACGGAUCGCAUCGUUCGGUGAUCGUUGGGACCGACGUCAAGUGGCCGAACGGCUUGACCCUGGACCUCAUCGGUAAACGAGUCUACUGGGUGGACGCAAAGCUCAACAUAAUUGCCUCGUGCAAUUACGAUGGGUCGGGGAGGCGCACGAUACUGUAUUCGUUGGACGCGUUGAGGCACCCCUUUAGCAUUACGACCUUCGAGGAUUACGUGUACUGGACGGACUGGGACAAAGAGACGAUCUUCAAGGCCAACAAGUUCACCGGCAAAGAGGUCGAGGCGGUGACCUCGUUGAGGUCUCUUCAACACCCGAUGGUGGUGCACGUGUACCAUCCCUAUAGACAACCGGACGGCACGAAUCAAUGCCAAGCCGUAAACGGGCACUGCAGUCACCUGUGUCUACCGGCUCCCAAGAUCAAUUUGAGAUCUCCGCUUUUGAGCUGCGCCUGCCCGGACGGAUUGAAGCUGAUGCCAGGCGGCCUGAUGUGCGUGGAAAAUGUAACCACAACCGUUACGCCCAUCACACAGGAGAUAGUUAAGCCGUUCAAGAGGCUCGAGCCUCGCAACAUGACCGCAAGCCUCGGUCCAAUGAAUGCCGACACGGAUGGCAACCUCGUCGACGAGGCGACCGAUCCCGGUCUGGUGGCCGGAAUCGUCAUCGGAGUGGUCUCGUUGGGCCUUCUGUUUUUAGCACUCGUGGCAGUUCUUUGCUACAGGCAUUACCUCCAUCGCAACGUAACGAGUAUGAACUUCGAUAACCCGGUCUACAGGAAGACCACGGAAGACCAGUUCAGCCUGGAGAAGAACAGAUUCCCCCUCCCCACUGCCACCGUUGGAGAAGAGGCCCAGGAACCACUGACCAGUCCUGGAACCAAUGAUUACGUGUAAGACUCGUUUAGUCCAUGGAAGGGGCUCAGCAGGCCGAGAGAAAGAGAACGAGGAAGAAACGAGCCACCAACAUGAAUUCCAAAGUGUUGGGUGAAAAGUUGAUUCGAAAAUCGAUUACUUGAAAUGGGUCGAGACUACUCCUGCCCGAAUGCACAUAUGCCUGCCUGCCAACUCAGCUGUGAUUAUGUUAUUUUUUGUACUGCGUCCGUUCGUUUACAAAUAUCUGCGCGCCUUGUCGUUCGAACGUACCGGGCAACUGUGCAAAAUCUAGUUUUGCUCUUGGUCAUAAAAGGAGAAACUUCUCGUGAGAAUAAGAACGGUGCUUAAACGAGUCGAUACCGUCAUCCCCAAUGGGUCCCUUGCAAGAUCGGACUUGCGUGAAAUUUUCGUUAAGUUUUGCCUACGCUAUUGUCCGAUUCCAAAGAUCGGUCGAAUGAAACCUGCGUAUUGGCAAAAUUGAUACGAGUUGCUUUAAAUCCAACUCGACGCAAGUUGGAUCCUGUAAGAAGAUUCUACGUAAGGGAAUGCACGGCCAUCUUAAAAUAAUGUCGCAUUGAAUUAUUUUGUGAUACUACGGCACUUAAACGUAAUGCAGCUUUACAAGGGUGACUAUCGUUUGAAGAUGGUACGCGUGGCUCCCGGAAGCGAAGACGGAAACCGUUUGCGAAUCGUUCCUUUCUAUCUCGCCCCGUUGCUUACGGGUGGUAGAUCGAAGCAAAAAAAAAAGGGCUCGCGCUCUCUUUCGGUACUUCGCCUCAACCUAUUCGCGUGCAAUCGAAUCCGACAAACGAAACCGGGUUGCAAACCCUCCUUUUGAUCCCAGUUCGGAAGAGGGCAAGUUCCUUACGUAGAUAAGGACGUUGCCUAAAGAAUCAGACGUUAGAUACUUAAAACGAAGUUUAAAACACGUAACGAGCAUGCGUUAAAGAAUAGCCGAAAGUACGCCAUGGUAUCUAAUCGCUCAUUAAAUGUAAGUUACAACUGGACAUUAAGGAACGAAGCUUCCUCUUAGAAUCGCAUUUUUGGUAUCACUUGGGAAAAGUCGCGUUCCCAUUACUACAAGUGGCAUGCACGAAGGACAACGGAUUUCUCCUUUUAUGUCGGCCAAACGAAGUUACUCGGACGAGUACUUCACGUGUCCAUUUUCACAGCCGGCUCGCAUCUUUGUGAGCGGCUCCAUAUCACAAGGAAGUCGUUAUUUGAGACGUUCAGUUAAUUACCAUAGCUAAAUUACAAUAGACUACGAAGCAACUAGAUGUAAUAAGAGCGGCUCAAUGACACUAAGUAUGAGUGUGGGUGUGUUAAGACGACGCUGUCGAUUAGGUACCUCGACUUACUAAAAGUCGUCGUACAAGAAUGUGUAUAGAACUAAUGCCUCUGAUUUAAGAGAUUCAUUUAGGGCUCGCUAAGGUUCAUACAAUUUAGUAACUACGUGCGAGACUUACAUUUUUUCGGGAUAAAUUAGAACACGUUAAGGUCGGUAGGUUAGGUCACCACACGUGGCGAAGAUUACAGCCGACGAGAGAACUCGACCUUAAAUAUUUCUAUACACGCAUUAGUGGUGCACGUAAUGGAAGUAACGGAAGUAAUUUAUUGAGUUAACUGCAAAAAAAAAAUUAACCAUGAAUCGGAUGGUCACGGAUCAUUGUUUCGUCUAGUCGAAAAACGGUAUGGAUGAAAUUUGUAAAUUUAUUAGAAAAGACAAAAAGAAAACGUACUCUUCCCCCUGUCGUUACGAAGAUCUGAGAGUAUAUGUGUAUUAUGGUCGAAAUUGAAGUACAGAGGCUCUGUGUUAAUUUUAAUCAAAAGUAGGAAGCAUGCGUGAAAGACGAUUAAGGAUAAUUGCGUGCAAGUCAGUUGGCGUACACUUUAUCCUAGCCAAUCCACCCGCCAAAAUCGUGUCAAACAUUGUUUCUAUGCAAUACUAUGAUUAUCGCUACUUACACGAAGAAAAAUAUAUAUAUAUAUAUUACAAUGAAUAUUGUAUAAAUAAAUAUAUAAAACGGAUCAGUGUCAUAUUAUUAUAGUACCUAAGUAAAAUGUAAAAUUUGUAAAUAAGCAAAGUAAAAUACAUAGCACAAAGGAAUGGUAUUCAUAA